AUGGCCUGGCAGCCGGCCCCAGAGUCCUUGAGCCAGCUGGCCGCUUGCCUCAAGGACUCGCUCAGCGGCUUCGACAAGAAUGCGCAGAAGCAGGCAGACCUGAUGCUCACCCAGGCAAAGUCCUCUCCCGACAUCAACAACUACCUCGCCUAUCUUUUCUCCAGCCCCGACCCCCCCUCCGGCGUACAAUGCUCCGCCCAGGACUAUCACACCGUGCGGUGCGCCGCCGCAAUGAUGCUGAAGAACAAUGUGCGCUCUAGCUACAAGCAGAUCCCCGAGAGCAGCCUCACCCUCGUCAAGAUGGCCGUUCCCAUGGGCAUCCAGGACAAGAACUCGCAGAUUCGCAACUUUGCUGGUAACAUUGCGACCGAGAUCGUCAGAAGAGGUGGCGUUCUGAGCUGGCCCGAACUGCUCCCCCAGCUUCUCAGCCUCAUCACCAACGAGAACGGCCAGGUCUCCAACGAGGCCCAGGAGGGUGCCAUGUCCGCCAUGGCCAAGAUCUGCGAGGAUAACGUCAAGGUGCUGGAGCGUGAGCACAACGGACAGCGGCCCCUCAACUACCUGCUCCCCAAGUUCAUCGAGGCUACCAAGAACCCACUGCCCAAGGUCCGCGCCCAGGCGCUGACCGCCAUCAACGUCUUCACCCCGCGCAAGUCCCAGGCCAUGCUCAACAACAUCGACAGCCUGCUGUCCCACCUGUUUGUGCUGGCCUCCGACCAGAACCCCGACGUGCGCCGCCAGGUGUGCCACGCCUUUGUCCAGCUCGUCGAGACCCGUCCCGACAAGCUGCAGCCGCACAUUGCCGGCCUCGUCGACUACAUCAUCACACAGCAAAAGAGCGACGACGAGGACCUGGCCUGCGAGGCUGCCGAGUUCUGGCUGGCCGUUGGCGAGCACGACGACCUGUGGCGCGCUCUGACCCCCUACCUGGACAAGAUCAUCCCCGUGCUGCUGGAGUGCAUGGUGUACAGCGGCGAGGAUAUCGCCCUUCUCGGUGGUGCGUCGGACGACGAGGACGAGGAGGACCGCACGGAGGACAUCAAGCCCAAGUUCGCCAAGAAGCAGGCAUCGCGCGCCGUCAACGGAGGCGACGGCCAAGCGGACCCCAACCAGAACGGCAACUACGAGAAGCUCUCGAGCAUGGACGACGACCUCGAGGAGGGCGAGAUUGAUGACCUCGACGACGGCGAUGAGAACCCUGACGAGCGCUGGACCAUCCGCAAGUGCUCCGCCGCGGCCCUCGACGUCUUUGCGCGCGACUUCUCCGACCCCGUCUUCACCGCCAUCCUGCCGUAUCUCACAAGCAACCUCAAGCACGAAGAGUGGCAGUACCGCGAGGCUGCCGUGCUCGCUCUCGGAGCCGUCGCCGAGGGUACCAUUAACGCUGUUACCCCUCACCUUCCCGAGCUCGUCCCCUACCUCCUGUCCCUCCUCGAGGACAACGAGCCCAUUGUCAGGCAAAUCACCUGCUGGACGCUCGGCCGCUACUCCCAGUGGGCCGCCAACCUGCAGGACCCCCAACAAAAGUCGACCUACUUUGAGCCGCUCAUGGACGGCAUCCUGCGUAAGAUGCUCGACAAGAACAAGAAGGUUCAGGAGGCCGCGGCUAGUGCCUUUGCCAACCUUGAGGAGAAAUCGGGCAAGGUCCUCGAGCCUUACUGCAUACCAAUCCUGCGCCAGUUCGUGCAGUGCUUCGCCAGGUACAAGGACAGGAACAUGUACAUCCUGUACGACUGCGUGCAGACCCUGGCGGAGAACAUUGGCCCCGUCAUCGCCCAGCCCGACGCGAUGAACCUGCUGAUGCCCGCGCUCAUCGACCGCUACCAGAAGGUCAGCGACGAUUCCCGAGAGCUGUUCCCCCUGCUCGAGUGUCUGUCGUACGUUGCCAUGGCGCUCGGGUCUGCCUUCACCCCGUACGCGCAGCCCAUCUUCACGAGAUGUGUCAACAUCAUCCACGUCAACCUGGAGCAGAGCCUGAACGCGACCAACAACCCCUCUCUCGACUCCCCCGACAAGGAUUUCCUCGUCACGAGUCUGGACCUCCUGAGUGCCGUCAUCCAGUCCUUGGACGAGGAGAAGAAGCAGGAACUGGUGCGAUCCAACGAAAAGACCUUCUUCGAGCUCCUCAGCUUCUGCCUCGAGGACCCCCAGGACGACGUCCGGCAGUCAGCGUAUGCCCUGCUCGGCGACUGCGCGAGAUACGUGUUCCCUCAGCUCGAAAACUACCUUCCCUCCAUAUUCCCUAUCCUUCUUAAGCAGCUCGACCUGGAUAACAUCCUCGACGAGGAGAUUGAUAGCGGCUUCAGCGUGGUCAACAAUGCGUGCUGGUCCGCCGGUGAGAUUGUCAUGACAAACAGCAAGAACAUUUCGCCCUUCGUUCCCGAGCUCCUCCAGCGAUUCGUAGAAAUCAUCUCCAACCCCGGGGUUCAGGCGGCAGUCUCCGAGAACGCGGCUAUCGCCCUCGGCCGUCUUGGUCUGCACAACUACGAGAUCAUGGGCCCCAUGCUGCCCACGUUUGCCGAGGACUUCCUCACGGCCAUGGAGCACGUCGAGUUCCUCGAGGAGAAGGCCACCGCCUUCAAGGGCUUCACCAUGGUUGUCGGCCAGAACCCGCAGUCCAUCGAAAAGGCCCUUCCCCAGUUCUUUGUCGCCAUUGCGCGGUACAGAGACAUCAACCUGAAGAACCCCAUCAAGCAUGAGUUGCAUGAACACUUCCAAAAGGUUAUCAACAUCUACCGGCAGCUGAUUCCCCAGUUCAACGACUUUGUGAACCAGAUGCAACCGCAGGAUCAGCAGGCACUCCGCCAGUACUAUUCUACAUGA
Molecule: messenger RNA, 2823 nt
Organism: Colletotrichum chrysophilum
Lineage: Eukaryota; Fungi; Ascomycota; Sordariomycetes; Glomerellales; Glomerellaceae
Exons: 3
Coding region: 1-2823 (940 amino acids)
Biological process (GO): protein import into nucleus
Cellular component (GO): nucleus; cytoplasm
Molecular function (GO): nuclear import signal receptor activity; protein binding
Source: RefSeq, a predicted model, not a curated record